Molecule: messenger RNA, 3962 nt
Organism: Lates calcarifer (barramundi perch)
Lineage: Eukaryota; Metazoa; Chordata; Actinopteri; Centropomidae
Product: RING finger protein 222
Exons: 1
Coding region: 234-860 (208 amino acids)
Source: RefSeq, a predicted model, not a curated record
AAGGCUUUCAGGGGACCCAAUCAGUCAAGUCACCGCAGCCACAGGUGACAGGCCCUGUUUUACAAGGCUCCGCUCUCGCCUCCACCCACAACUAAAAGUGAAGGAAAGUCAUGCGCUGAAGGAAACAUAACUUGGAGAAGACUUUACACCACAUUUACCGAGGCGUCUAAUUUUAUACUGAAUAAUUCUGGUAAUAGCCCAACUGUUUGGCAGCAGUGGUUGUUCUUCCUUCUAUGGCACUGUACAAGGAAAAUAGCCAAGAGGACGCACAUGAGUGCCCGGUGUGCUAUGAGUGUCUGUCGGGCACUGAAAGGACUCUGAGCUGCGGACAUGUGUUCUGCCACGACUGCCUGGUCAAAACGCUGGUCAGCAUCCACAGCGAUGGAAACAUCAAAGACACAAUCGUUUGCCCCAUCUGCCGACACCUGACAUUCAUCAAGAAACAAAAGGAAGCGCUCGUGUCCCUCGCGACGGAGAAGGAUCCAGAUGAAGGGCAGACCCUGGAGGUGCCUCUACCUGUGUCACUGGGGCAGCUCGAGAGCGCGCGGCAAACCUCCAGGGACAGUUUACCGACGGGGUUUAAUUGGAUCGCUAACUGCUUCAGGGGGAUCACCGAGCGAGUCCGUCGACAGAGGCUGAUCAGCCCCAGCCACAACGCGUCUCAGAUCUUUAUCAUAAGCGCUCAGGGGCGACCCAUGGCUGAGGAAGAUGCGCUCAGUGUUGUAAUGACUGUGGUCCAACCCCAGCGCAGGCGAAGGCGCAGGAUUUGCACAACUGCACGGUGUCUGCUCGUUUUGCUGUCAGCAUUUACUAUACUGGCACUGGUGGCUGCCACCUUACCCUGGAUUUUGUUGGCUUAGCCCAGUGAUGUGGGUGUCUGGAUUAUGAUGUGCCAACAGGGAAUGAGGAAUGGACAUUUAUAGAUAAAGAAACUCUCCACAAACUCAAGUUUAUCCAUUAGCUAUGCAAUGAAAUAUGUGAAGCAGUUUGUUGUACUGAUAAAAAUGACACAACCAGGCAACAGAAAAUGUGCAAUUCAGGUGAUCUAUCAGUCUGCAGCAUUGUUAUCAGGCAUUGUCAUUUCCCCCCUUGGUUUAACAGUUAGGGAGUUUAUUGGCAUGCCCACCUCCUUUAUGUGCAUUACCAGGCAACAGUCUAAAGCAAAGUAAAGGUUAGGAAAGCCUUGACAGAAAGUCUUUUGUGUUGCAUUCCUGUCUUUGACAAGUUCUACCUGUUUUAUGAGAAGGAAACGCGCAGGAAAUUUUAACAAUUUCAAAGCACAUCCAAAAGUUGGUAGACUGAGCAUGGAUACUUUGGAGGUAUAAUUUAAACAAUUUAAGAAAAGGUUUGUCUGGGAAAAAUGCAAUAAAAACCCUUUAACCCUGCAUAACGCCAUUGCUGUUAAAGCAGUUCAAUUCAUUGCUGUGUUACCUUGUUGUUAGAUACCCUGUCUCCAUACAGCAGGCAAUAACUUAGGUACAACAUUUAUCCUACUUUCAGGAUUGUUUUGUGUGUCUGCCUGUGUCAUCAAAAGAAAAACAGAGAGGUUACAUUUUGGUUGCAAGACAUGAGCUUGGUUUAGUGAGAGAGCAAAGUGUGAUAACAGUCAAGGUAUCACGUUGGCAGACCUUACAUCACAAGGAGGGAGAGGUGUCAGACGUUUAAAAAAACAUUCUCACAGUUUCCAUUUUACACUGUCAUCUGAAACACAGAUCAAAUGGAAAAGGGUUGAACAGGCAGAUAACUGGAUAGAGUUAGUGGUUGUAUUAGACCCUUCUGUAACAUCCUUUGCAACAUGCGAGCAGCUUCUGUUGCAGUGUGUUUAUAAAGACGCUGUAAACGGUGUCACCUUUAAAACUUUAAGUGAGAAAUAAUUGAUGCGCCCAUGGCAGUCUGAAGGCGAUAUACUAGCAGGUAUAGGGAUGAGCUAAGCCUGGUCCACUGCUGUAAGAAGAUACAGUGCUGGACUGCAGGAUUACAUUACCACCAACUCUUUAAGAAUACAGACUGAGACAGGAGAGAGGGUUUUAUUAGGUUCAUUUUGGCUAAAAUGAGAAAAGAAUAGAGGUUAUGAAAAAAAUAACCCAAUAAGAUAAUAUGGCAAUUGAUUUCUUUGAGUGUAAUUCGUUAAUUGUUUUUGGGCAGGGAGCUAAAACAUUGUCUCAACAUACUUACAUACUGAGUUGCAGUGUAUUACGCAGCCUGGGGUGGAAGUUCAUGACAUAUGACAGUCUAGUUUUCAGAAUGAGCAUGAUCAGUAUCAUGACCAGCCUGACAGACGUGUACACUCCUAGUUUCCUCCUGUAGCAAAUCCUCAGUCAUCCUGCCGGGCCAGUCCUACAGGUUACACUUUUGGAGAGCCUCCUGCUUUUCAGCCCUGCCUGGUUUCUCUGAACAUGGGAGAAGGAUAGAAAUGAUUUCAUUCAUUUGAUGAAUUAGACUUUUUAGAUCAUUGUCCUAUUUUGUGGCUUGUGUGUCAGCGUGUGGACCCAAAUUAGCCUUUAAGUUGUAAAAGCCACAGCGAAGAGAUAACAGCUGAAAAAAGAAUAACACAAGGGAUGUAUUCAGAUUCAAUUAUGACAGUACAGAGGGCGAAAACAAAUUGCUCAAUGAGCCAGUAGCAAAGUCUCUCCACAAGUAUGCUCAUGCUAUUAUAGAAUCAGGCAGUGGUGGGAGAAGUACUCAGAUCCUUUACUUAAGUAAAAGUUACAGUACAACAGUGUACAAAUACACAGUUACAUGUAAACUACUACCUACCUAAUUAAAAGUACAGAUGUAUUAUUAGAAAAAUAUACUCAGUAUUAAUGCAAAAAAGAAGUAAAAUUUCCCUUAUGACUGAUUAUAUUACAUACUGUGUAUUGUUGAAAUGUAUGUCAGAUUAUUAGCAUCUUACUGCUGAGUUAGCACUCGCUUUUAACAACUUUUUACUGCCAGAAAAUAAAUCAGAAAGGUUGUAAAAUGAUUAAACGGAGAGAAAUGAAAAAAAAAAAAACAAAAACAAAAAAACAAAGUUGUGAUACACUAAUCGGGAGUUUUGGAGUAUAGAAGGGAAAUGGUGGAGCUACUAACAAUGUCUUUUUCAGGGCUGCUCUCACUUGAAACAGUGACAUUUUAUGGGCAAACAGAAGUCUUGAGUAACAGUUCUGUCAUCAUGGAUCAUCAACUGUAAAAAAAAAAAGAAUAACACUGAAAUAAAAUCCACAUGAACCAGGUGAGAUUAUUAAAAAUGUAGAGUUUAAUAUAUAUAUUUAUUUCUGACAUUCUGAUAAGGAUUGCAGGUAGGCUUCACAGUACACACUGUGUUCCACUUGAUAUGCUAAGCAGAGGAGGAAGGGGUGGGCAUGGUGGGCUUGACAAGCGGCAGGUUUUCGUUUGUACACUAGUAGUGAAAGCAGAAGGAGGCAGUACAUCCACAGGCAACGUCCACUCCUCUACCGUAUUGCUCAAAACCCCAACGAAGGACCAUUUUCUUGUGAUCCACAUUCUCUAGAGUCUGUCAUUUUAUUCUUUACCCCUCUUACAAUCCCUAAAAAGACAGUGAUUGACACAAAACGUGGAUUAUCAAAAGACUAUCUAAGCGCAUGCAUGACACUUUUUCAGAUUUUCCUCUUUUUUUCUCAUUUAAAAUCCCCCCCACAAAAUGUAAACAAAUUGAGCUUUACUUUAGACCAACAUACUUGGUGGUGAGGUGAGAUAGGAAAUAGGCCUACAGUAGUUAAAACGCUUGAUAAAACUACGCAACAGUGUACCAUUAGGUGCAAAAAGUGGCUCCUAUGAAUAUGCUCUUGAAAAGUUAAUUUACUGGCUGAAAUUAGAAAUGUAAUGAAAUUAUGACUUGUGUUUUUUUGGGGGGGAGGAUACAGACAUUUUUUUCUUUUCAGCAGCAUAAUAAUCACACCUAUAAUGAAUAUGAAUGCAUGCUUUUAGGUGGCUGUAUUUUCCAGUUAUGAUGCACAAAAGCA